Messenger RNA from Mauremys reevesii (Reeves's turtle), 575 nucleotides. It is a transcript of the gene FMC1, whose product is annotated as formation of mitochondrial complex V assembly factor 1 homolog. Gene Ontology annotation, cellular component: mitochondrion. NCBI's taxonomy places the organism in Eukaryota, Metazoa, Chordata, Testudines, Geoemydidae. The transcript is spliced from 2 exons. The record is from RefSeq and is a predicted model, not a curated record. Bases 131 to 472 code for a protein of 113 amino acids.
CGAUUGCUUUCCCCUAGUUGGGGAGGAGUCUGCGCCAGAUGUCUGCUUUCCAUUGGCUGAUUGGCGAGGCGGCUGCACCCCAUUGGCUGAGGGCACAGGGAGACGGGCGCUGAGGGGGAAGAUCGAGAAGAUGGCGUCUCUGGGCUCGCCGCUCCGUACCCUGCGGAGCCUCCUUCGGGAGCUGCGCUACGUGAGCGCCCAGGCGGGCCGCCCCUACCGGGACAUGGAGGCCUAUCAGCACCUCCGGGAGGCCUUCCGCGCCCACCGGAUCACCAGUGAGAAACUCUGCAGGGCCCAGCAUGAGCUGCAUUUCCAGGCGGCUACUUAUCUCUGUCUUCUGCGCAGUGUCCGUGAACACCUAGCGCUUCACCAGGCGUACCAUGCCAAAGGGGAGCGCUCCACUGAGGAAGCUGCUGGCCUUGUGGGCCUUAAACUGCCUCAACAGCCAGGAGGGAAAGGAUGGGAUCCAUAGGAAUGGAAGAGGUCACUAGAAAGGUUUCAGAGUGGUAGCCGAGUUAGAUUUUUGCUUUGUUACAAUUCCUAUUUAUUGUUAAAUAAAAAUCAGUUUAUUGAAA